CUUAGACUGUUACACAACUGCUGGGGUCUGCUCUCGCCGCCUGCCCGGCAGUCAGUCAGCUUCGUUGCCGCUGUCGCUGCCUCAGCGGUUCCGGGAGUCUCAGGCCCGCCGCUGUCGCUGCUUAUCCGCGCCUCUGGGAGCCUCCGGGAGCUUCCGCGAGCCCCCCGUCUGUCAGCACAGCCGGUCCUGACCGCCUGCGUCUCCUCCGCACCCCUCGCCGCCUGCCGCGCUCGGCGCUCCGGCCGACAUGAGUGGGGACCAUCUCCACAACGAUUCCCAGAUCGAAGCGGAUUUCCGAUUGAAUGAUUCUCACAAACACAAAGAUAAACACAAAGACCGAGAACAUCGGCACAAAGAGCACAAGAAGGACAAGGAGAAGGAUCGGGAUAAGUCCAAGCAUAGUAACAGUGAACAUAAAGAUUCUGAAAAGAAACACAAAGAGAAGGAGAAAACCAAACACAAAGAUGGAAGCUCAGAAAAGCAUAAAGACAAACACAAAGACAGAGACAAGGAAAAACGAAAGGAGGAAAAGAUUAGAGCCUCUGGGGAUGCAAAAGUAAAGAAGGAGAAGGAAAAUGGUUUCUCUAGGGAUUCCAGAUGCUUCACUGGAAUGCUGUUUUCGGUGCAUUGUUUUGGGACUUGCUUCCUUCAGGCCUAUCCCCCACGAAUUAAAGAUGAACCUGAAGAUGAUGGCUAUUUUGCCCCCCCUAAAGAGGAUAUAAAGCCAUUGAAGAGACCUCGAGAUGAGGAUGAUGCUGAUUACAAACCUAAGAAAAUUAAAACAGACGAUAUCAAGAAGGAGAAGAAACGAAAACUAGAGGAAGAAGAGGAUGGUAAAUUGAAAAAACCCAAGAAUAAAGAUAAAGAUAAAAAAGUUCCUGAACCAGAUAACAAGAAAAAGAAACCGAAGAAAGAAGAGGAGCAGAAGUGGAAAUGGUGGGAAGAAGAGCGUUACCCUGAAGGCAUCAAGUGGAAAUUCCUAGAGCAUAAAGGCCCUGUAUUUGCUCCACCAUAUGAGCCUCUUCCAGAGAACGUCAAGUUUUACUAUGAUGGUAAAGUCAUGAAGCUGAGCCCCAAAGCAGAAGAAGUAGCUACGUUCUUUGCAAAAAUGCUCGACCAUGAAUAUACUACUAAGGAAAUAUUUAGGAAAAAUUUCUUUAAAGACUGGAGAAAGGAAAUGACUAACGAAGAGAAGAAUGUUAUCACCAGCCUAAGCAAAUGUGAUUUCGCUCAGAUGAGCCAGUAUUUCAAAGCCCAGACAGAAGCACGAAAACAGAUGAGCAAAGAAGAAAAGCUGAAAAUCAAAGAGGAGAAUGAAAAAUUAUUGAAAGAAUAUGGCUUCUGUGUUAUGGAUAACCACAGAGAGAGAAUUGCCAACUUCAAGAUAGAGCCUCCUGGGCUUUUCCGUGGCCGUGGCAACCACCCCAAGAUGGGCAUGCUGAAGAGACGGAUCUUGCCUGAGGAUAUAAUCAUCAACUGUAGCAAAGACGCCAAGGUUCCUUCCCCUCCUCCAGGACAUAAGUGGAAAGAGGUCCGACAUGAUAACAAGGUUACUUGGCUGGUCUCCUGGACAGAGAAUAUCCAAGGUUCCAUUAAAUACAUCAUGCUGAACCCCAGUUCACGGAUCAAGGGCGAGAAAGACUGGCAGAAAUACGAGACUGCUCGGCGGCUGAAGAAUUGUGUAGACAAGAUCCGGAACCAAUAUCGAGAAGACUGGAAGUCCAAAGAGAUGAAAGUACGGCAGAGAGCAGUAGCCCUGUACUUCAUCGACAAGCUUGCUCUGAGAGCAGGCAAUGAGAAGGAGGAAGGAGAAACAGCAGACACUGUGGGUUGCUGCUCUCUUCGCGUGGAGCACAUCAAUCUACAUCCAGAGUUGGAUGGUCAGGAAUACGUGGUAGAGUUUGACUUUCUUGGGAAGGACUCGAUCAGAUACUAUAACAAGGUCCCCGUUGAAAAACGAGUUUUUAAGAACCUACAACUAUUUAUGGAGAACAAGCAGCCUGAAGAUGACCUUUUUGAUAGACUCAAUACUGGUAUUCUAAAUAAGCAUCUUCAGGACCUCAUGGAGGGCUUGACAGCCAAGGUGUUCCGUACAUACAAUGCCUCCAUCACGCUACAGCAGCAGCUAAAAGAACUCACAGCCCCGGAUGAGAACAUCCCAGCAAAGAUCCUUUCUUAUAACCGUGCCAAUCGAGCUGUUGCAAUUCUUUGUAACCAUCAGAGGGCACCACCAAAAACCUUUGAGAAGUCCAUGAUGAACUUGCAGUCUAAGAUUGAUGCCAAAAAGGAACAACUGGCAGAUGCCCGGAGAGACCUGAAAAGUGCUAAGGCCGAUGCCAAGGUCAUGAAAGAUGCAAAGACCAAGAAGGUGGUAGAGUCAAAGAAAAAGGCUGUGCAGAGACUGGAGGAGCAGUUGAUGAAGCUGGAAGUUCAGGCCACAGACCGAGAGGAGAAUAAACAAAUUGCCUUGGGAACCUCCAAACUCAAUUAUCUGGACCCUCGGAUCUCAGUGGCUUGGUGCAAGAAAUGGGGGGUCCCGAUUGAGAAAAUUUACAACAAAACCCAGCGGGAGAAGUUUGCCUGGGCCAUCGACAUGGCUGAUGAGGACUUCGAGUUUUAGCCGGUCUCAAGGGGCAGGGUUCUCUGAUAAGGAACAGUGUGGUUUGGGGAAGAUGGAUAAACUGUGAGCCUCGCUUGCCGUCGCACAUGAGGGAGAGAGGCAGCAAGUCUUAACAAACCAACAUCUUUGCGAAAAGAUAAACCUGGAGAUAUUAUAAGGGAGAGCUGAGCCAGUUGUCCUAUGGACAACUUAUUUAAAAAUAUUUCAGAUAUCAAAAUUCUAGCUGUAUGAUUUGUUUUGAAUUUUGUUUUUAUUUUCAAGAGGGCAAGUGGAUGGGAAUUUGUCAGAGUUCUGCCAGGCAAAUUCACUGUUUCACUGAAACGUUUGGAUUCUCUUAGCUACUGUAUACGAAGUCCGAUUAUAUUGGUGCGUUUUUACAGUUAGGGUUUUGCAAUAACUUCUAUAUUUUAAUAGAAAUGAAUUCCUAAACUCCCUCCCCUCUCCCCAUUUCAGGAAUUUAAAAUUAAGUAGAACAAAAACCCAGCGCACCUGUUAGAGUCGUCACUAUCUAUCGUCAUGGGAACCAAUUUUCAUUAAACUUGAAGCAGUUGUGACAUCGGCAGUGUUUUGGUUCAGACACCUGUUCACAGAAAAGCAUGAUGGGAAAAUAUUUCCUGACUUGAGUGUUCCUUUUUAAAUGUGAAUUUUUAUUUCUUUUUAAUUAUUUUAAAAUAUUUAAACCUUUUUCUUGAUCUUAAAGAUCGUGUGGAUUGGGGUCGGGAGGGAUGAGGGGCGAGUGAGUCUGAGGAUAAUGAAAUAAUCGGUGACCGAAUCCAUUUUCCCAUCAUCCUUUGUUCUGAGCAUUCUCUGUACCCUUUAAGGUAUCCCUCUUUUUCUUUUUAAACCCCAGUCUUUCACUUGAAAGAUUUUAUUGUAUAAAAAGCUUCACAGGUCAUUAAAUUUAGAGGAAAAUGAGUAUUUGGUCCAAAAAAGGAAAAAUAAUCAAGAUUUCCGGGCUUUUAUUUUUUCUUUUGUAAUUGUGUAAAAAAAUGGGGGAAAAAAACAUAAAAAGCAGAAUUUUAAUGUGAAGACAUUUUUUGCUAUAAUCAUUAGUUUUAGAGGCAUUGUUAGUUUAGCGUGUGUGCAGAGUCCAUUUCCCACAUCUUUCCUCAAGUAUCUUCUAUUUUUAUCAUGAAUUCCCUUUUAAUCAACUGUAGGUUAUUUAAAAUAAAUUCCUACAACUUAACGGAAACUUAGUGCCUGCCUCUUUGUUACCCAGGGCUCCAGGCAAGCGUAGGAACCCUGGGGCUGGGCUUGGGAUGUGGUCUGACCACUCAGGUCUCAGGGGCCGGUCCCUCCCCUGAGGCUGGGCCUAGCCUGGCAGGUGGUUAAUCUGUCCUGCUGCUGUGGGUAUGGCUCAAAAGGGGAUCCAAAGUCCACAUCCCUAGCUAGAGGCAGGCCCAGGAAGUAAGGGGGGGUGCAGAAAAUCCACAGGAACAGGUGGGUUACAAGAAUUGUAUCUGAAGCUGAGUAUGGGUAAUGUGUGUUGAACAAGAUGAAGCAAGUGUA
Messenger RNA from Loxodonta africana (African savanna elephant), 4129 nucleotides. It is a transcript of the gene TOP1, whose product is annotated as DNA topoisomerase I. The coding region runs from base 248 to 2620 and encodes 790 amino acids. Gene Ontology annotation, biological process: chromosome segregation; DNA replication; DNA topological change. Gene Ontology annotation, molecular function: DNA binding; DNA topoisomerase type I (single strand cut, ATP-independent) activity. The transcript has 22 exons. Gene Ontology annotation, cellular component: chromosome; nucleolus. The record is from RefSeq and is a predicted model, not a curated record. NCBI's taxonomy places the organism in Eukaryota, Metazoa, Chordata, Mammalia, Proboscidea, Elephantidae.